UCAUCAUCAAACCGAACCGAGUUUAUUUUAUACCGUACCACGAACCGCAAUAAGAAUAAUCGCGUUUCUAUUUCCGACACGCGACCUACUAAGUAGCGCAUAUUCACCACACGGUUAUUUUUAAUACGACAAAAUGUGCUUAAUUUUGUUAAAAAUGUUCAAGAGUGCAGUCGGCGACCUUUGCAAAAAGACUUGAAAGUGAAUAGUGCAUUUUUUUAGUUAAUUUGGAUAUAUUUUUAGUAUUAUAUUUAUUCACCGGUAUAUAAAACCCCAUCAGUUCCUAAUAUCAAUAUCAAGCAAAUCUGUGAUACUACAAGCAAGAAGCGCUUAUUCAACAUCUGUGAUUAUUAUUAAGUAUACCCUAGUAUUGCCAACCAUAAGAUUAUAGUACAUAAAAGCAAAGAUGAGUACUACCAAUAGCAUAGAAGAGAGAAACCAAGAGAUGCUGGGUCAAAAACUGAUCGAUAAAGUUAAAUAUGAGAUUGAGACUGUAAAACAUAGCAAAAUUAGUGGACCGAAGCAAAAGUUAUUAGGAAACCGCUCGGCACCAUCGCUGGCAGCCCUGCAAACCGGCCAGAUCUCAGCUCCGGCGAAUUUACCUCGAAGGCGUUCGGAUAACAGUUUAUUUGGUUCCUUUCACCGACUUAGAACUAGUAUUGGAAACGGACCUAAAGAUCCUAAUCAUGUUUGGAAUAGAUAUCGUCAGAGUCGUUUUAACGCCAGAAGAAUAAGAAAAAGGGUUGUUUUUAAAAACGGGGAGUGUAACGUGGUCCAAGGCAACGUAGCCAAACGGAGACGCAAAUACCUUCAGGAUAUAUUCACAACUUUAGUAGAUGCGCAGUGGAGAUGGACACUUUUAGUGUUCGCACUAAAUUUUCUAAUAUCCUGGCUUCUCUUUGCAUUGAUUUGGUGGCUGAUUGUUUUCACACAUGAUAUAAGGAUAGGCGAUGACUAUGUAAACAGUACUGACACACAACCUUGCUUGACAGGAGUACACAGUUUCACAACCGCUUUCUUAUUUAGUGUAGAAACUCAACACACAAUUGGUUUUGGCACUAGAGCCACCACGGACGAGUGUCCUGAAGCCAUUUUCAUCUUAUGUAUACAGGCAAUCGCUGGUGUUAUGAUUCAAGCUUUUAUGGUAGGAAUAGUGUUCGCAAAAUUAUCUCGUCCUAAAAAACGCACACAAACGUUGCUGUUUUCCAGAAAUGCUGUGAUUAGCCAUAGAGAUGGAGUGCCUUGUUUAAUGUUCAGAGUGGGCGACAUGAGGAAAAGCCACAUAAUUGAAGCACAUGUCAGAGCUCAACUAAUAAAACAUAAAGUUACCAAGGAGGGAGAGCAUUUGCCGUUCUUUCAAACUGAACUGAAGGUAAAGGUUGGAGGAGAUGGGGAGGUAGACAAGAUUUUCUUUAUUUGGCCUACCACUAUCGUACAUAAGAUCGACAGUGCAUCACCACUUUACAAAAUGUCCGCCACCGACCUCUUAAGGGAGCGAUUUGAAAUCGUUGUUAUUUUAGAAGGUGUCAUAGAAUCAACAGGCAUGACCACACAAGCAAGAUCAAGCUAUUUGCCCUCAGAAAUUUUAUGGGGGCACAGAUUUGAAUCACUGGUGACUUUUAAGAAGGAUUCUGGAGAAUAUGAGGUUGAUUAUGCUUUGUUUAAUCAUACAACGCAGGUGGACACGCCUCUUUGUAGUGCCAAACAGUUGGAUGAACAUAGAGCAAUAUUUAGUGCAGACGCUGGUUCGGAUCAUAUAAGAUCCAGUCUAUUUCCAUCAUUACGUACCCAAUCCAGUGAUAGCCUCUCUAGUUUGGAGUCCUUCAUGGACGACGGACAUAUAGAAAUUAAGAUUCCUCCUCGUGUCGAUAGUCACCUUGAUAUGAAGUAUAUGCCCGUUAAAAGCGAACUAUCGCCCAACGAUUUUUCAAGCCUUAAAUACCACGGCAAAAAUAGUUUUAAAAAUAAAGACUGCGUGAUAGACAUUUGCAACAAUCAAAAAGACGUGGGACCCUUUGGACGGAUCGAUAGUCACAUUGACAUGAAGACGAUGCCUAAUAUCCAUGAGGAUGAUGGAGAAAGUAGUCCGCAUAGUAGUUGUUUGGAAAUGAAAAUUACUGUUCCUUCCAUUAAUGUUACGCCUGACUAUGAUCAACAGUGUGAAGAACAAGUUCCUAUGCUAAAUGGGAAUCUUAGUCAUAGAGUUGAAAUAGUUUGAACCUGUAAUGUGUAGUAUAGUAUAAGUUUUGCACGCUUUCCAGAAUUUAUUUAUUUCACCAGGGAUACAGAAAAACUACCAUAUGUAUCAACAGAUCUGAAUAUUUUUAAUAAAAGUCAUGUAUAGAAGUUUCUUGAAGACCUCACUAGUAUGUGUUUUUUUUAUUUGUCAAAUGUCUGUUAUUUAUAAGCACUAUAAUUAAUUUUCAGUUUUUUUAUAAUUUUUGAUUUAAAAAUCCACCUGAAUAGUUCGAAUCGUCAUUCAAAAUCAGUAUAGUGACAAGUUAGUUUUUAAUAUUUAAUUUAGUAUAUAGAAAAUGAUUGAUAAAUUUAAGCUAUUACUAUACUUUUAAGUCCAACUGUUGUAAACUAAGAAAAUUAGACUCAUAAAGAAGGUGUUACCUCCUUUAUCUAAGGGCUAAUAUUUAUCUUGAUACAAUAUUUUUCAUAAAAAUAUCAUCAAUCUAUCGGCUUGUGCGUUUUAUUGUAUAUUUUGUAUUUUUUUUACCUAAGUAUUAUUUGUGAAUUCUUAGUUUUUUGUGAUACCAUUUCCGUGUCAAUUUUAAUGUGGCGACGUUAGUUUUAAUUAAAAAUAUUUGUUUUUUAA
Messenger RNA from Anthonomus grandis grandis, 2821 nucleotides. Its product is annotated as G protein-activated inward rectifier potassium channel 3-like. The transcript has 11 exons. Bases 404 to 2215 code for a protein of 603 amino acids. Gene Ontology annotation, cellular component: plasma membrane. NCBI's taxonomy places the organism in Eukaryota, Metazoa, Arthropoda, Insecta, Coleoptera, Curculionidae. Gene Ontology annotation, biological process: potassium ion import across plasma membrane; regulation of monoatomic ion transmembrane transport. The record is from RefSeq and is a predicted model, not a curated record. Gene Ontology annotation, molecular function: inward rectifier potassium channel activity.